UCUUAUGUCAAACCGUGCUGUUAAUUGUUAUAUUUAUUUUUGGAAAUCCGUGAUUGAAGCGGAUAUGUGGUGGAUAUAAUUAAAUGUUUCUUGAAACAUGGUAAUAUAUUUUGACCAGAAUGUCUACCGAUAAUUGCUUAGUGAAAGCAAUAUACUCCUUCAAGGGUAAAAACAAUGAUGAGUUGUGCUUCAAGAAGGGUGAUAUUAUCACUGUCACACAAAAAGAAGAAGGUGGGUGGUGGGAAGGAACAUUGGGUGAAACAACAGGAUGGUUCCCUAGCAACUAUGUCACAGAAUAUAAAGAUGCAUCAGGUUCACUCACAACUUCACCAAUAAGGGCAGCUUCAGAGAUCCAAGCUUUUAGGAAUGUAGUGCUAAAGGAUAUAAUAGACUCUGAGAAGGCCCAUGUGGCAGAGAUGCAAGGCUUGGUUAGCAACUUUUUGCAACCAUUGGAGAAAAGUGAUAUGCUCACUAAAGAUGAGUUCAGGCAGUUAACGGGUAAUAUAAAUGAGGUAUUACAAGUCCACGAGCAAUUUCUAACUUUAUUAGAAGAGUGUGCAAUGAAGACGGGGCCUGACCAACGUGUAGGAGGACUGUUCCUGCAGUGGGCUCCUAAAAUUAAAGCAGUUCACCAAACAUACUGUGCUGGCCAUCCAAAAGCUGUUUGCAUUCUAGAUAAAUACAAAGAAAAUCUUAACACAUGGAUGGAGAAUGCAGGUGCAGUAUGUCCAGGAGUUUUAGUAUUGACUGCUGGUUUAUCAAAACCGUUUCGACGUCUUGGCAAAUAUCCUGCGAUGUUACAGGAACUUGCAAGGCAUGUUCACGAAGCACACCCUGACAGAGGCGAUACGCAUCGAGCUUCAGUUGUGUAUAAAGAUAUUGCUAGUGCCUGUGCUGCGUUAAGGAGACAAAAAGAACUAGAACUUCAAGUAGUAACGGGUGAGGUUCGAGGUUGGCCUGGAGGUGAGCUCACCUCUCUGGGAGAUGUUUUACAUAUGGGCAGUGUUGCAGUAGGCCCCUCGCAUCAAGACAGAUAUCUUGUACUUUUCCCUUCUGCUUUGCUCCUCUUAUCAGUGAGCAAAAGGGUAUCUGCAUUUGUUUACGAAGGAUGUCUUCCAUUAACUGGCAUUACAGUUUGCAAGCUUGAUGAUACAGAAACUAGGAAAAAUGCAUUUGAAAUUAGUGGCCCAAUGAUAGAUAGAAUAAUAGCAGUGUGCCAAACAAGGGCUGAAGCUGAUAACUGGGUGAGCUUGCUCCAGAAACACUCGAACAAUAGCAGUCCGUCUCAUGAUCCCACACAGCCACAAUCUCUGCCACAUUUGACCCGCUCUCCUUCCGAAGGGGCGUUGUCUAGUAUCAACAGUACCCGCCGCAGCCUUUAUCACGUGACGCUGCCGCCGUCUAGUUACCCAUCUGCGUCACCUUACUAUUCACUCACGAAAUAUUUCGCAAGACUUGUUAAGAAAAAAGUUAUUACAAGACAGAUGCUACGCAAACUAUUACACGAAAAGACGUGGGCUAAAGCGUUUGAAUUGACAGGCUACCCGGUCAGGCGAAGGCACAAAAAUCAUAUCAAUCUCAAAAUCGAUGACGAUGGUACGAUUGCUACAGAGACAGAAUGCUCUGACAGUGAUCGGAAUUCAGAGGAUAGUGACAGGGAGAUGGAAACGACAGAUUAUUCAAACUCGAGUUGUACUGACGCCGAAGCAUCUAGUUCAAAUAAUAAUCUUAUUAUAAGACAAAAUGCUAUGGACAGUAUCGGUCCUAGGACUAUUUCGUCGUCAUGUAGUAGUUGGGGAAGUAACUUUGGAUAUGUGCGAUAUUUCGACACAACAAAUGAUAUGCAGUGUGACAUGCCGCAAACUACUGUUGUAGGCGACUGCACGAAAAACAUAUUUGUGUCCCUUCCGUCAGAAACAGAUCUUAGAGACUCAAAUGAGUAUCCUGUACAAAGAUCAUCCAAAGCCAAUAAUUUAAAUGUAAAUAAACAUUCCGAUAGUGCUGAAAAUUCUAGUUUUGAAAUAAGGAAUUAUAUGGGCUGCGAGGAUUUGGUAAAUAUGGAUCAGAAUAUACAAAUUAGUAAUCUGGGCAAUGAAGAAACUGAUUAUAUUCAAACACGGCGAAGUUUUCCAAACUUCAUUGCACGUAAUGAACCAUAUCCUAAGCUUUGGAAGUCAAACGAGGAAUAUUACAAUCGAGAAGACGAUGACAAUAAUAAUGUUAUCAUGGCUGACUUGCUACAAGUCUUAGACCCACCCUCGCCUAACCAUUGUCGUGACUUUCCUGUCGAUCCAAUUAUAAUCGACCCUCCACCUAUGUUUCGAAACGAAGAUGAAGAUCUAAAAAUCUUAAAUGUAAAUCUUAACGCUAACAUACCUUUUCGCAAACAUUCAAUCAAUUCGGAUAAAAGAAUACGAAGAUCGAUGUCAAGAUCUAUGGUAGAAACUGACAAUAAUAAAAAGAAUAACAACCCUCAUCUUGAGAGAAUGAGUUCUCAGUCGGAGACAUCUAAAGUUCGGCGAAAAUGUGAAUGUUGCAAUCGAUCUUUAUGUCCGAGUCCCAGAUCAUCAGAUUCUGGGGUAGCAGGUAGCUGUAAUUUGGCAUCUCCUGACUUAAAUAUGCAUGGAACCGACUCUGACAGUCACGAAAAAACAUUGGAUCAUAUGACGGAUUCUCUCAAUAAUUUGUCACAAAACACAUUCAAUCAUCGAAAGUUAACGUUAUCAGAAAUAGAGGCAGCUAACUAUGAAGAUCAGUGCAGAUGUACGUCACCUUUUGGAUCUACCGCUAGGACAUCUUGUGUCACCAGCGUCACUUCAGAAAGUAGCUUUGAUGUAAAAGAUUUGUCCAAUACGAACGUGACGUCCACCUUUGCUGCCAACCCUCCUUUGUCGUCGUCUCAAAUUAAAAGGACUUCUAUACGCAGGCAUAUCGAUAGAUACGUUCCGGAAAUCAAAUUAAAACCUGAAGUACCACCGCGUAUUUAUCGGAAGCCCAGUACUCAUAUGGAAUUUCCUAAAAAUGUUCGGCAACCUAUGCCAUGUCAGUGGAGCACACUGAAUAUCACGGAACGCUCGAAACCCAGUUUACAUUAUCACAUGCGAAUAUACCGGGAGAAACCUAAUGAAAGUAACAAUAGAAUGUCUCGAAAGGAUAUAUCUAGGAAUUGCGAUAUUUAUAACAAAAUAAAUAAACAAAGCAGUGAUAAAUCAUCAGCAAUACCAAAAACCCGAUCCCGUAGUGAAGAUUUGUCGAAAAUGCAGAAUUGUUUGACGGAAGCUCAAACUGGCUUCAUGGUGUAUCGCUCAGACUUGUAUGCCCAUUGGUGGAUGAAAGCCAAAUUACCAAUUACCGUGGUCACCGACUCAGGCAAGGAUUAUUUUUUUAUGGCCAUGAGCGACAGCAAUAACGAACUCUCGUCGGGCCUCACUAACCACAAAAGAUCACAUUCAUUCAACAAUCACCAAAGCUACACACAGCACACGCAACAGACUCAGAAGAGUAAGCAAAAGAACCAAUCUGCGCGAUGGCUUCUCAAUUCCUGCGACUCGCUUGAUCAAUCGCCCUCCAAAACUAACAAAGUUCCCAUCGGCAAGAAGUUCUCCUCUGUCGACUUUAUCGACGCAGCUGACUCAAAUUAUGGCAGCAAAGGGUGGAGCAUAACCUGUCUACGUCCGGCACCACCCCUCAGGCCGCAGUCCUUCACAGUAGGCUCCGAUGAGAACAUCGGUCCAACGCACCCGUACGCCCCGCACCAACGAAAGUCUAACUCAUACGAAGAAGAUGCGCUUAUACUUAAAGUUAUCGAAGCAUAUUGUACUUCGGCCCGCUGUAGGAACGCCGUCAGCUCUGUGGACUGCGGCCACUUUUCUCUCGGUAAAGUACAAUAUCACGCACCCGCUACUAACAUACCUCACUUUAACUACUCGAAAUUACCAGUCGUACAAAGGAGCGAAACACCGGAGCCAUCCGGCAGGGGCAAGACGACUAAAGUGAAACGUAACAAAAGUUCCUCAGCGGCAGACGCGUACUUGUUCCGGGCUCCAGAAACUCGAAAGUUGCUCUCAGAGCGAAAGUUCCAAUUGAACCGUUCAAACCCUAACUUAUGGGACUGUUCGGAGCGUCGUCGAACGAACUGGAUGGGUGGAUACGAACGGCGCAGCGGGUCACAACCGAGUCUGGCGCCGCUGCGCGCUACGGUCACGCCCGCGCCCGCACCAGUCGCCCGCUCCGCCCGCUCCUCAACCUGGUGCUGCGGAACGUUUGUCAAGCAGCUCACGAAAUCGCAUCACUUCGAUUGACACUAAUGUACUCCUCCUGAUUGAAGCUCACGAUUUUCCCCUUAAUCCUGUUACUGGAUCAUUUUAUUAUAAUAUUCGUCCCAUACCGCUGUCGCAUUGUUCAACUAGAUGUGCGUGAUUGAUCAUGACGAGUGUCCAGUUUUUUUUUUAAAGAAUCAUUCAUUAUAUGUACUAACUAUUGAUUUCAUAAAAUCCUAAUAAGCCAUAGUCAUAUAACCUCCAACAGAAACUUUGUGAUGGAAUUGAGACGCAUGACUUGAUGCUGUUUUAUAUGUGCCAUUUUAUAAAGGCUUAUGCGAUGCCAGUUGAGAAAUGUUAUCUAUGUGAACAUAGAUUUGUUUAUUUUAAUGUAUAAGUAGUGCAUGAUUGCAGUAUUAUUCGAAUAGUUAUGUAUAUCAAUAUGUUAGUUGCUUUUUACUUAAUAUGAUGGUGAAGCUAUUAGUUUCGCGUACCAACGUGCAUGGUGUAGUUUCAAAUUUCUUUAAAUAUUAUAUAGACUUUUGAUGUUUCAGCUAU
Messenger RNA from Pararge aegeria (speckled wood butterfly), 4817 nucleotides. RefSeq lists its product as uncharacterized. The coding region runs from base 120 to 4301 and encodes 1393 amino acids. The record is from RefSeq and is a predicted model, not a curated record. Gene Ontology annotation, molecular function: protein binding; guanyl-nucleotide exchange factor activity. The transcript has 11 exons. Lineage: Eukaryota; Metazoa; Arthropoda; Insecta; Lepidoptera; Nymphalidae.